This is a messenger RNA of Vicia faba (fava bean), 1578 nucleotides long. NCBI's taxonomy places the organism in Eukaryota, Viridiplantae, Streptophyta, Magnoliopsida, Fabales, Fabaceae. The record is from the annotation of a GenBank genome assembly.
AUGACUUUCUUUCUCUGUGUUGGUGUAGAUAAGAGUUCUUCUUUGAGAUUCUUGGAUUUUUCUUCCAAUGAUUUUGACGGUGCUAUUCAGACUGGUUUAGGUGCAUGUUCUAAGCUUGUGAGAUUUAGAGCAGGUUUCAAUCUACUAUCAGGGAAUAUCCCAAUUGAUGUUUAUGAUGUUGUUUCACUCAUUGAAAUAUCAUUGCCAUUGAAUAAAAUUGAUGGAACAAUUGGUGAUGGAAUUGUUAAUCUUGCAAAUCUCACAGUUUUGGAGCUUUACUCCAAUCAGUUGACAGGUUCUAUUCCUAAGGAUAUUGGUAAGCUUUUGAAAUUGGAAAAAUUGCUUCUUCAUGUCAACAAUUUGACUGGUACGAUUCCACCGUCUUUGAUGAAUUGUAACAAUCUCGUUCUGUUGAAUUUGAGGGUUAAUAGAUUGGAAGGAAAUCUAUCGGCAUUCAAUUUCUCCGGAUUGGUCAGGCUUGCUACGCUUGAUCUUGGUAACAAUAGGUUUACUGGUGUGUUACCGCCGACUCUUUAUGAUUGUAAGUCGCUUGCUGCAUUGAGGCUUGCGUCUAAUCAGAUUGAGGGACAGGUUUCGUUUGAGAUACUUGGACUCGAGUCUCUCUCGUUCUUGUCGAUUUCUGAUAACAAGCUGAAGAAUAUCACUGGUGCUCUUAGAAUACUCACUGGUCUCAAGAAGCUUAGUACCCUUAUGCUCUCCAAGAAUUUUUACUAUGAAGUGAAGCUUAGUACCUGGUCGCAAGUUCUCUGUUUUCUCUCCCUCUGUAUUUCAGAUGCUGAAGUUGUUCUCAUGUCAGAAGAAGUUGUUUCUCAUGCCCUUGAAACCAUUAUUGAAGAAGAACAUGUUGCACCAAAAGUUGAAAAAGUUAAUGACACAGAUACAUCUAGCCAUUAUGGUCUAGAUUCAGGAUUCUACAUGUCAUCUUUUACAGCAACAAUUUUCGUUGUUUCCCUUGUCACUCUUGGAGUUUUACUUAUUACUUUGCUGGUUUCUUUGGUGAUUAUGCUGCAAUCAUGUCAAAGUAAAAGUACUGGAGUUAUUGAACUUGUGAAUAUGAAUAAUUACUACAGUUAUUGCAGGGUGUAUUCUCUGCAUGCUGAGAUCAAUAGGUUAGAGAGAUAUGAUCUUCCAAACAUAUGUAGAGAUCUGACUAUACAUUAUAUCAAAGGAGGGCAUUAUGCCAAAGAGUUGAAUUUAAUUGUGUCUAUGAUCGAUGAUUACUUCAAGAAUCUGAGACCUUCAGACAAUGGUUUGGAUGUGGUGUUGUUGGAUAUAGAUGAUAUUGUUCCUCCAAAUUCGUAUCAGAGGUUUCAUAGGGACGGCAUUAGCAACUGUGUCAAAGAGGCAAAACAUGUAAAGCUCAUGUUUGUUUUAAGAUUAUACAUGAACCUUCAAACUGAUGGGUGGCCUAUAAUUUUGGUAUCAAGAGAACCUGAAACGUACCAAAAUGUCACCAUUAAUCAUCUUGUUUCUGCAGGAUUUAGAGGUUGGUCUUCCUUGAUGAUGAGAACAGAAGAUUCAGAGUCUACUAAAGGAAAUGAGUACUUUUCUAGGUAA